UCUAAACUGGUCGUACAAAUUUGCUUUAAAGUAUCUAACCUCCUACAAUUACAAGCUUGAAAAGAUUUGCAUGCACCCCCCCCCCCCCAAAAAAAAAACAGCGAUAAGAUUAUUAGUAUAUAUAAAUAGGAAAUCUGCUGUAGGCCUCUACAAAUACUCCUGCGCGCGAGGGAAAUUUCAAAACUGACGUAAUGUAUAUAUAUAGCCAAUAUAUAUAUAUAUAUAUAUAUAUAUAUUUUAAAGUCACGUUUUAAAGAGCGUAAAACAACGAAAUACUCAGAGGAAUUUGAUAGUCUCGUAUUUCUUUUAAACUUCUAGCAAGGGAAUGUGAUAAUAAAAUGCAGAAAUUUACAGAAGAUCACCGAUGAUCUUAAUUCUGAAAGUCUGAUCGGGACACGUGAACAACUAUCAUUUGAAUUCGUGCAGUGAACAACAUCGAUUAAAAAAGACAAAUGAAAUAUGUUGUACAGCCUCAUGAAUACGUACUUGCUAUGAUUUAACACUGUUAUUUACGAUGUGGAAAAAAAUUGCCGAAACUCGGACCAUACAACUUCGGAAAUUUGUACGACAUUUAUCAUAGAGUUAAUAAGAAAACGUUUCUUUUAUUCAAUAUUUGGCCAUAUAUAUAAUAUUUUUGUUAGGUUACUAUUGUUCAACAUGUAAUUUUAGAGAAUUACGUUGUGUAUAUAUACAUGGUGACAAUAUUAUGAUUUGGAAAAUUACUAGUGAAUCGGGAGGGGGGGGGUGGCGAAAUGUAUAUACAUGUAAUUGGUAUAAAAAUAUACAACUCAGGGACGGACCCAGGGAUUUUUUAAAGGGGGGUCCACUACUAAUUUUGGUUUUGAAAGGGGGGUGUUCCACCUUUAAAUGCCACUUUAACCUUAUUUUAACUAAGUUUUCUGACAAGGGGGGGGGGGUGUCCGAUCCCCAGGAAAUACCCUCUCUGGAUCCGCCACUGUAGUGUCUUUAUUUCAAUGUUUUGAUUUUUCAGGUGAUAACAGCCACACCUUUGCAGCGACAGUAAGCAAACAGACAAGGGAUAUGGACAAGGCAAAGGUUGCAGCAUUGUCCAAGAGCAAGAAUGCCAUCGUAUCUGCCAUGACCAAUGUAAUGUUUGCAGCACAACAUGACAUUGCUAACACUAUUGUGCCUGAACUCCACCAACUUUGUAUCACACAGGGUGCAACUCAACUGAAAGACCUCAAAGUGGACAACCACACAUCAUACUCGCACCACAAAGGAAUUUCAGCAGUCUAUGGCAGAGGUAGUGGUAGAUCAGUUGUUAGGUCAGGUUCAGAACUCUGGAGUGUUCAGCAUUAUGCUAGAUGAGAGUACAGAUGUCUCUGUUCAUCAGAAUCUAAUGGUUUAUAUUAGGUACUUGGCUAGUGUAGGUGGUAGGGUUCAGCCUAUUACUCGGUUUCUUGGUAUUAGACAGUUGUCAACUGCAAAUGCAGAAUCCAUUUUCACUGUACUUGUAAGUAUGCUCGAGUCUUAUGGUUUGCCUCUUGACAAGUUGGUUGGUGUUUCAACAGAUGGUGCUUCAGUUAUGGUAGGUUGUAAGAGUGGUGUUGUGACUAGGCUUAGGGAGGUGACUAGUGGUUUGUUGGCUACUCACUGUAUUGCCCACAGGUUAGCUCUUGGUACAGGAAAUGCUGCAGACAAGGUGAGGUAUUUGGUAAAAUUUCAGGAUGUCAUUAACAGUAUGUAUAAGUACUUUGCCUAUUCUCCCAAGAACAUGUCCAGGCUUGAGGGUAUCCAAGCAGUCCUUAAGGAUUCUAAAACCCGUCUGCAGCAGGUCUUUCAUACUAGGUGGCUAACUUUUGAAGGUAGUGUGCAGGCAGUUGUUGACAAUUACUCUUCCCUAGUCAGUGUAUUUCUUGAGGAAAACUCUGCUAAGGCUCUUGCUAUGCAUAAACCUAUCACCACUUAUAAGUUCUUGUACACGGCACACUACCUGGCUGAUGUUCUUAGGCAUUUGGCGAUUCUGUGCAAGUCCUAUCAGAGGUCUGAUAUUGACUUCACAGAGGUGAACCCCCUCCUUCUGUCUACUGUUGAGGUUUUGGAAGGUCUCAGAUCUGGAUCAGGUGGCAAUCUUUCUCAGUUUCUUAACCAAGUCCCUGAAACCCCAGAAGUUGAUUCAGUUGGUUUGUGCACUUUUGAGUUUAAGGAUCACAAUAUCAGGGACAGUGCCCAGCAGAGGUCAGAGGCUUCUUCAGCCUGUUCCCAGUUUGUAGGUUUAGUGAUUGACAACCUUAGGUCUAGGUUUACAGAGGAGGGAGAUGCUACAGUGUUAAGGGCUCUAACUCAGUUGUUUGACCCAUCGUUUUACUCACAGUCUGAUAGUUCUGUUCUUUCUGAGGCUUCUUCUGUAGUGUCCGACUAUCUAUCUUCUUGUGGUGUAGGUUCAAAGUCUGACGUGGAAGCUGAACUAGUUAAUUUUCAGGGUUAUGCUAAGAUCCAAGUUGCCAAGAACCCCCAUGUUUACUUAGGUGUUAGGGACUUGCUUCAGCUUAGCAUAAGGUCCAAGUCUACCUACCCUGCCCUUGCUGUAGCUGCUGAGAGACUUCUUGUUGCACCUGUCAGCACCGUUGAUUGCGAAAGAGGUUUCUCAAAAAUGAACAUUAUAAAAACCGACCUGAGAAACAAGCUGUGCAUUAAAACACUGGAAAACCUUAUGCGUUUGAGCCUCUUUACUGAGCCUUUGGACUAUGGAACUGCAUUUGACAAGUGGGCAUCUACCAAGGCUCGGAGGAUCUUGAUGUAACACUCAGUGAUAGACUCUGCCUUAGUUAAUACAAACAGUGCGUGAUGAUAUUCUAGUGCUUGAUAUUAUAAACGUUUAUGAUAUUUAUUAUAAUAAAUUAUGAAAAUUGUU
Messenger RNA from Ostrea edulis (European flat oyster), 2875 nucleotides. Its product is annotated as zinc finger protein 862-like. The record is from RefSeq and is a predicted model, not a curated record. Gene Ontology annotation, molecular function: protein dimerization activity. The transcript has 2 exons. NCBI's taxonomy places the organism in Eukaryota, Metazoa, Mollusca, Bivalvia, Ostreida, Ostreidae. Bases 1256 to 2764 code for a protein of 502 amino acids.